Messenger RNA from Hibiscus syriacus, 1988 nucleotides. RefSeq names its product CBL-interacting serine/threonine-protein kinase 23-like. Gene Ontology annotation, biological process: signal transduction; protein phosphorylation. Bases 441 to 1811 code for a protein of 456 amino acids. Gene Ontology annotation, molecular function: ATP binding; protein kinase activity. The transcript is spliced from 14 exons. Lineage: Eukaryota; Viridiplantae; Streptophyta; Magnoliopsida; Malvales; Malvaceae. The record is from RefSeq and is a predicted model, not a curated record.
AAUUUUCCUGCAGAUGGAAUUCGUCAUGGGAAAGAAGAGAUUGUUUAGGUAGAACGAUUCGAAGUAAAAAUUUGGUAACGCACAGAUCGAAAAGGAUUUAUUUCAAAUCUCUUGAGACGAUUCUCAGCUGAUGAUUAAUCCCAUGUUUGAUUCCUCGCCCACUGAUUCUGCUCUCUUUCUCCCCAACAUUACUCCCUCCAUAAUUGAGUUGUAAAGAUUUUCCGGUUUUGAUCUUUACAAAUAGGAGUUUGAGUUCUUGAAUUCGUGUUAUUAGAGAGAGAGAAAAUGAGGGUUGCGAAGUCUCGGGUAUGGCAGCCAUGCAAGAAGAAGAGGUGUUUGAUUAAUUGCAAGCUUUAGGAGAAACAGAGAAGAAAGGUGUUUUUCUUUUUCGAAAAAGAAAUUUAAGAGAGAAAAAAAAGAAAGGAAUAUCGGAGAAAGAGAUGGCGAAUCGCACGAGUGCAUCGAGCAAGACACGUGUGGGGAAGUACGAACUAGGGAGGACGCUGGGAGAAGGAUCAUUCGCGAAGGUGAAAUUUGCGAGGAAUCUCGAGACAGGUGAGAAUGUAGCAAUCAAAAUUGUUGAUAAAGAGAAAGUCAUGAAGCAUAAGAUGAUCGGCCAGAUUAAACGUGAAAUCUCAACAAUGAAACUCAUUAGACACCCAAAUGUCAUCCGAAUGUACGAGGUGAUGGCUAGCAAGACAAAGAUAUACAUUGUCCUGGAAUUUGUAACUGGUGGUGAACUUUUUGGCAAAAUUGCUAGCAGAGGGAGGUUUAAGGAAGAUGAAGCUAGAAAAUACUUUCAACAGCUUAUUAAUGCUGUAGAUUAUUGCCAUAGCAGAGGUGUUUACCAUCGAGACCUGAAGCCAGAGAAUUUGCUGCUGGAUGCUAAUGGAGUUCUUAAAGUUUCAGACUUUGGUUUGAGUGCUUUACCUCAGCAAGUUGGAGAUGAUGGGUUACUUCACACAACCUGCGGAACACCAAAUUAUGUUGCUCCAGAGGUGAUCAACGAUAAAGGCUAUAAUGGAGCUAAGUCUGAUCUUUGGUCAUGUGGUGUGAUACUCUUUGUCUUAAUGGCCGGCUACUUGCCUUUUGAGGACCCCAAUUUAAUGGGUUUAUACAAGAAGAUAUUUAAGGCUGACUUCAAUUGUCCUCCAUGGUUCUCCUCAAGUGCAAAGAAAUUAAUCAAGAGAAUUCUAGAUCCUAAUCCAUUGACCAGGAUAACUAUUUCUGAGAUUAUUGAGAAUGAGUGGUUUAAGAAAGGAUAUAUGCCACCUAUGUUUGAGCAAGCUGAUGUUAGUCUUGAUGAUGUAGAUGCCAUUUUCAAUGAAUCAGGGGAUUCUCAAAACCUUGUAGUUGAACGACGUGAAGAAGGGUCUGUUGCACCUGCUACUAUGAAUGCAUUUGAACUUAUCUCAACAUCUCAGGGACUCAACCUUGGUAGUCUAUUUGAGAAGCAAAUGGGACUUGUUAAACAGGAAACAAGAUUUACAUCAAAAUGUCCUGCUAAUGAGAUAAUCUCGAAAAUAGAAGAAGCUGUGAUGCCCAUGGGUUUUGGUGUGAAGAAAAAUAACUACAAGAUGAAGCUUAUGGGAGAAAAAACUGGACGCAAGGGCCAUUUGGCUGUUACAACAGAGGUUUUUCAGGUGGCUCCUUCACUUUGCAUGGUUGAAGUUCGUAAGUCCGGAGGAGAUACCCUGGAAUUUCACACGGUAUGGUCCUAUUAUCAGUGCUGCACUGUUAAUACAAUUGUUUGGAAGACGACAGACAUAGAAAAAGAUGGGUCAGCUACCGGGCCUUCUCUAAGCCAUUGACUGGUGUUCUCAAUCUGAAUGCACUAUCCGUCAAUUUCUAUAGUCCGAACUGACGGAAACCAGGUACUCAGAAGGAAUACGAUAUAGGUCUUUUUAAUGGACUUGGUAAUCUAAAUAGAAGCACUGUCUGCAUGUAUUAAGCUUUAUACAUAUGAAUCAAUCGGAUGUCUUAGCAAU